AUGAAAAAGGAUAAGAUGACAAACGACAAGGCCGCUGCGCUGGAAAUUGCUCUCGGCAGCAUAGAAAAGGAUCACGGCAAGGGCGCAGUGAUGCGCUUGGGUGAAAUGAGCAACAGCCUUGUAACGGAAUCAAUCUCCACCGGGUCCCUCGCAAUAGACCUGGCCCUGGGCACCGGCGGCGUACCACGCGGCCGUGUGACCGAAGUAUUCGGCGCCGAGUCUGCGGGUAAGUCCACUCUGGCCAUUCACAUUAUGUCCGAGACUCAGAAGGCCGGAGGCGUCGCCGCCUACAUCGACGUGGAGCACGCAUUGGACCCGACGUAUGCCGCCAACUGCGGUCUGGACCUGAAUGCGCUGCUCAUAUCCCAGCCAGACAGCGCAGAGCAAGCCCUCGACAUUACCGAGCAGCUGGUCCGCAGUGGCGCCAUAGACGCCAUCGUCAUCGACAGCGUCGCCGCUCUGGUGCCCCAGGCCGAGAUCGAGGGGGACAUGGGAGACACCCACGUGGGCUUGCAGGCCCGGCUGAUGUCACAAGCCCUCCGCAAGCUUACGGGUACCAUCCACAAAUCCAAGACCGCCGUCAUCUUCAUAAACCAGCUCAGGGAAAAAGUGGGCGUCACGUACGGUAGCCCCGAGGUCACUCCCGGUGGGCGAGCGCUGAAAUUUUACAGCUCGGUCCGCAUCGACCUGCGCCGCAUCGAGUCCAUCAAGCAGGGUUCUGAGAUAACCGGCAACCGGGUCCGGGCCCGCAUCGUGAAAAACAAGGUCGCCGCCCCGUUCCGUGUCGCCGAGUUCGAUAUCAUGUUCAAUCAGGGCAUCAGCAAGGUGGGCGACCUGCUGGAAAUUGGCGCCUCAAAGGACAUCAUCAAGAAGUCCGGAGCCUUUUAUUCCUACGGCGAGACCCGGCUGGGACAGGGCCGGGAGAAUGCCAAGGAAUUCCUCCUGCAGCACCCUGAGAUUGCCGCCUCUGUGGAAAACCGCAUACGGGCCAACAGCGAUCUCGUUACCCCGUCGCCGGAUCUCGACCAAAUGGAAGAAGACGAGAGCCUCCCCUCCGGCAGCGCUCCCUCCCUCAACGGUUCAGAACCAUCCUCCCUCGACUAG
This is a messenger RNA of Geodia barretti, 1104 nucleotides long. The record is from the annotation of a GenBank genome assembly. NCBI's taxonomy places the organism in Eukaryota, Metazoa, Porifera, Demospongiae, Tetractinellida, Geodiidae.